AACCGCGGGCGGCAAGAUGGCGGACGAGCUGGACCGGCUGCUGGACGAGGUGGAGAGGCGGCUGUGGCACCGGCACGGCGGCGAGGAGGAGGAGGCCGCGGCGGCCAAGGAGGGCAGAUCAGCUAAAGUGUUAAUGAGUGUCGGCAGCAGCGAAGAAGAUCUAGACGACAUUAUUGAUGAAAUCUGUAAUGACAGCAGCUUUACCAAAACACCUCUGAGAUUGAAGUCUAAUUCUGCAAGUCUCACACCUGAAAGAAAUAGUGUUGUUCCACAGGCAUAUGGGAAAAGAUGCUGUCCAGUGUACCUGGGUGGAAGCCUUUCACCAUCUGGGAUAGGAACAAAUAUUUCAAAAAGGACGUGUGAUCAGCUACGUUGUACUGCUUGUGACUUCCGUGUGUCACUUUUCAAUGACUACGUCUGGGAUCAGUCCUGUGAUUAUCUUUUCUUCAGGAAUAACAUGCCUGAGCUCAGUAAACUAAGAGCAAAGAUGAUAAAGAAAAAAGGAGCACGUGCAUAUGCUUGUCAGUGCAGCUGGAGAUCCAUUGAUGAAUUAACUGACCUCCAAACAGAGCAGCAGCUUCGAACCUGCGGAGGCCCAGCAGUGUGCCUGGGAAAUCUGGCAGUGCUUCUUCAGUGCUCCAGACUGCACCUUCCAGUGCCCAUGCAGCCUUGCUGUAGAGUCAGAGGUGAGUUGGCUUUGGAGAGGUACUUCUUGGCAUGAUGGUAGGGACAUAUUUAGGGGCAUGUAUAGUUUUCAGUGAAUUUAGUAUUUCAGGCUGAAGUUUCCACCGCUAGAGUCCAAAACUGCAGGUUCAGGACCAGAGACCAGUUGACUAAUGCUCAGUCAGCUCUUAGAAGAGCUCUCCUUGCCUUUUUGUCCUCUAUGAAGAUGUAGCCCUGGUCUGGGCUGUAUGCAGUGAGUGUCUCUGGGUGUUCUUCAGGUGGGCCCCAGCAACUUUCAUCCCUAGAGAGCAUCAGUGCUAGAAUAAGAACCCAGCAGUCGGUAACAAGCUCUGGGGAAGAGGAAACCUACUUUCUGUUCUUCUUGGAGAAUGCAUUUGAAAAAGUGCUGAGUUACCUUGGCUUUUCUGUUCCAGGGCUAUUUGGAACUCAAGACCAAGUAGUUCCACAGGGUGUCUUUUGGCCAGAAUGGAAGUGGAACUUGUGCCACAGUGUAGAAACAAGCUGGGCUUGCAACCUGUGAGCAGGAAGUGGGGAAAAUCCUAAUUCCCACCUCAGUUCAUGAGACUGAGUCUUAUGUGACUUGGAAAGGAAGUACCUAAAAAUUCCCCUGAAAUAAUCAGGUUUAUUCGAGUGUUGUUAGCUCAUUUCUGGCCUUGGUCAGAGUAGUGGGAUGUGAUAGCUUUUGUCCAGGGAAGUUGUGAAAAGGUACAGAAAUAGUGCUUUUUAUACAGGUUUUCAGAAUUUAUCAUAUUUCUAGAUUCAAGAAUGAUUGCUCUGUCAUGAGAUAGAAAUAUUUUGUUGAAAGGAGGAGCAGUAUUAAAUUAGAUUUCCUUUCCUUUGCUUUCUUCAGUUACAUGUUAUAAACCACUCCAAAAUCCUCGGAUGAAAAGAAUGUAAAGAAAGAUAAAACUAGAGCUUGAAUGUUCAUUUGAUGAAGGUAUUGUCAGAUUGUACAAGGUUUUCAAUAUGUAGUCCAGACCCUAAGUGAUAUUUCUGUGUUGGUUAUCUGAGAUAGCAGGGAUUAUGUAGAGAAUUCUGUUUAAGAAUAUGUAAAGAUUCCUGUUUAAGAAUGGAAUUCAGCUGUUGUCAAAUGGAAGUACCAGAGAACAGUGUUGCUAAGUAUAAAUGUGACCAUUGUUUUCCUCCAUUUUUUUGCUUUGUAAAAUGGGCAAGGUGAAAAUUUUAGGCUUUUAUUUUGCUUACUGAUAAGCUUGGAGAUUUUCUAACCAGUCCCAUUAGUCUGCAGCAGAUCCCUCAAAAAACAGAAGUAAUGAAGGAUGACAAAAUGAGAUUCCAUUAAAUUUUAAUAUACUGCUCUGACUUACCUUUCACUUGUUUUACCUGCAAACUAUGGAGGAUGAAUAUGGUUCAGAAGAGUCAUUAUUAAGAAUCAAUUGAAGUUAACUUACAGAAGCAUAAUAACAUUACAUAUUGCAAGCUCUGCACCGUAUUAUAUCAAAUAAAGAUUUUUUUUUUUCCAAACACCUAUUGUUGUUUUGUACUGAAGAUAUUCUGCAAAUGCUGCCACUUGCUGAAAGACUGCCACUUCUCUUGUUUCAUGUGAGUCAUUGGGUCACAUAACCAGCACAUGUGGUAGUCACAUAAUACAAGAAGUGCUAUGUUGAGAGCUGUGUACGUAAAUUUUUUCUUCCUGCCAGGCUCUUUUUUUGGAAGAUCUGACGUUCUGUCUGUGGUGUUACACCUGCUAACUGCAGGCAGGUGGAGUAAAGGAGUGUCAGGUGCAGGUCCCGCUUGUUUAUGAGGGCCCCAUCUGAUGCCUAGGGUUUGGCAUGUGUGCUUUGAGAAAGUUUUUCAAAUGUCAGCACUUAAUAAAAUGAAAAGUUGGAACUAGUCUGAA
This is a messenger RNA of Hirundo rustica (Barn swallow), 2542 nucleotides long. RefSeq names its product cilia and flagella associated protein 418 (gene CFAP418). The transcript is spliced from 7 exons. Gene Ontology annotation, cellular component: cytosol. The coding region runs from base 17 to 721 and encodes 234 amino acids. The record is from RefSeq and is a predicted model, not a curated record. Lineage: Eukaryota; Metazoa; Chordata; Aves; Passeriformes; Hirundinidae.